Molecule: messenger RNA, 1875 nt
Organism: Anthostomella pinea
Lineage: Eukaryota; Fungi; Ascomycota; Sordariomycetes; Xylariales; Xylariaceae
Source: the annotation of a GenBank genome assembly
AUGCGUAACCGAACUUCCGCGGGCUUUAGCACGAAAUUGCACGUCUCUGGUCGAUUGCUAGCAGUGCCGAUAGACGCGAAGAAUGACGGUCCAUACGAGGCUCUGGAUCCGAGCCGAAGAGAGAUUCGACUCCUCGACCUGCUUCCUUCCAAGGACGCAGACGCUCAAAUACACGGCAAUCUGCGGACGGUCUCACUGGAAGACCGCCCGCGCUGCGAAGCCCUGUCGUACACCUGGGGAUCACCAUCGGAGGGACGAAGCAUUCUCAUCGGCAAAGUCUACCAUGUGGGAGUCACCAACAACCUCUUCCGAGCACUGCGAUGGUUUCGUAGGUCUCGGCAUGAGCGUACUAUGUGGAUUGAUGCCAUAUGCAUCAACCAGUCGGACACUGCGGAGCGAUGCAAGCAAGUCGCUAUCAUGGGCGACAUCUACAAGUCGGCAGAGUGCGUAGAUGUCUGGCUAGGGGAUGUGCAGGGCCCGUUGCCACGCAUGCUCACGGGACGACUGCAUCGCUCAUGCUAUGCUAUACGUAUGGCGAUUCAGGAAUUGCGUGACAACCGAAUGUCUCCUAAAUUCGCCUUGGAAUUAUUUCGAUCAGGCUGCCCAUGGGUACGCCGUAGACAGGCCGAAAAGCUGGAAGCUGCGAUUCGUGAUUCGGAGCCGAAAUGGGCGGAGCGAGCAUGGGUGAGGCAAGAAUUCCUGCUGAACUCUACCGUGUUCCUCUGCUUCGGCUCUGAACGGACCAAAUGGGAAGCUGAGAAGAUUUGGUUCUUGGAAAAAAUUGGAACAAUCGAGGCGUUGGAUGCCAAGAUCAAACCAGACUGGGGCUUCCGCCAUGCAAGUGACAAAGGGUCCAAGGAACGGUGGCCGCUGAACGAUAUCCGUUCUAGACUCCGGAACGUCGAAGCCUCGGACCCCAGGGACAUGGUUUACAGCCUCCUGGGCGUUCUUCCGCUUCAACAAGCCGCUCUUAUCGAUGCUGACUACGGUGUACCCUGUGCAGAUGUUUACGCUAAAGCCACUUUUGCUAGCAUAACGUAUGACGGUCAUCUGCUGACUCUGUCGAACACCGUAUUCAAAUACGAUGAUAUCCCAUUUCUACCGUCUUGGGCGAACAACUUCCGGCAUGAGUUUCCACACGCCGCCUUUACCAAAGAAACGUCACUCUAUCACAUGGACUUCUUGCCCGAACCUCUCUUGGGCGGAGACUGUAAGGCGCUGACCGUCUAUGGCCUCCCGCUAGACUCGAUCACAUCUGUCGUACCACUGCCGGAGGGGGCCGACCAUCGCAGGAUUUGGCGCUCCAAUUCCCAUACAAUGAGCACUUUUGCCCAAGCGUUGUCUGAUGGACUUGAUAAGUUCACAAUGCGGCUUGCCGAUGAUACUACGCGGCUGUUCCAAGACCAUCCGUGGCUGCCUUCCGUUAGGUUACGUGCGGACGAAGAGACUGCCGCGGGCUCCCUACUCGACUGGUGUAGAAUCAAAUCAUACAGCUCGUACCUAAACGUAGUCAAAAUUCUCAGCGAAGUUUUCAGUCGAUGGCACCGAAGCAUAGAGCCACCGUUUGACGACCGCCCUUUCCAGUACUUGAGGCAUUUGGGCGAUGGGUUUUUUUUCGACCAUGCUCGGAUCGUUGACGGGGAUGCUUGCUUCUUCACCACGAAGACAGGCUUAGUUGGACUGGCUCCCGGCACACUUAAAGUCGCAGAUCAAGUGGUCCUGGCGCCACGCGCCCUGCUCAUUCUGCGUACCGCAGAUGACAAUCGAUGGACUUUCCGCGGUCUUGCCUAUGUUCAUGGCGUCUCUGGUGUGCUUGCUCCUCUCAUUCCGCACGAGGUUUCCAGGAGUCAUGUGGACGAGUUCGUCAUCAUCUAG